AUGCGGACUCAGCAGCGAAAGCCGGCAACUGCAGGAGAUCGAAACCCGCAUCUUGAGAGCGGCAUUGAAGACCAAACAAGGCCAUGCAUUUUCUAUGCUGACCAAAUGCGUGUUCAAAGAACAGUGUUGUCAACGAUUGGUUGUGAACGUUCUCUGGAGGAGAAUCGUGGGCAGAUUAGAGGCUUGUCCAAGGGACAAAGACAGGCUCCUACAUUAGCAGUUGACUUCAUGUCUAAAGUGGAAAAACCCCUACGGGAACGCAAACCUCUAUUGUACUGCCGAUACAUAGAUGAUUGUUGCAUCAUAUGUCCAACACAAGCUGAAAUGGACACUUGGUUCGAUCUCUUAAACAAUCCCGACAUGGAGUGCGGUGGUGACCUUACAGUUCAUGUAAGAAAACGAAUAAUUGAAACCCAUAACGAGCAUCGUAGGAAAGCCGAAAAGGGAGAAGUAGAGGGCAGCAAAGGGAAGUUGCCUGCAGCUAUGAAAUUACCUGACUUGGAAUAUGACUGCGGAUUGGAGCAGGAGGCUAGGAGGAGAUGCAAAGAUUUCAUAGACGUCAAUUUCCUUUAUGGAUUGGGAGCCAACGAUGACGUUGUCGUUCGAAGGGGCUGUAACCCACCCCCGCAACCUAUCAGAGACUUCCUUACAUCGUUCAAUAGAUGGUGGGAACAAUCGAAAUACAUUGAGCCGUCAGAAAAUAAUACAGUACUCCUCAAGCAUAUAUACAACGGCCAACCUUUCGCACAGAUCGUGUCUUCCAAAGUUACGAAGGUUGGUUGCCAACUCUAUAAGAAAGGGCGAUUGGUUUCAGUCCUGUGCUUAUAUAACAGUCGUGUGUUCCCAGGCGAUCGCAUUUAUGAGAAUGCCAACAAGACAUCAACGGCAUAA
Molecule: messenger RNA, 891 nt
Organism: Necator americanus (New World hookworm)
Lineage: Eukaryota; Metazoa; Nematoda; Chromadorea; Rhabditida; Ancylostomatidae
Exons: 7
Coding region: 1-891 (296 amino acids)
Source: RefSeq, a predicted model, not a curated record